AUGAAGUGCAUUGUUCUUGUCGCUCUUUCGUGUGUUGCAACAAUCAAUGCUCAGCCUCUGGGCAUGGGUGGUAUAGGACUCGGUCUCGGCGGGAUGGGAAUGGGGCUGGGUGGAAUGGGAACAGGUAUAGAGGGGAUGGGUGCCGGUCUAGGUGGGGUGGGAAUGGGUCUGGGUACUGGUUUGGGAAUGACUGGACUGGGAACCGGCCUGGGUGUUGGUUUGGGGGGAAUGAGCGGAGGAUAUGCAAACGGCGCCGGCUACGGUGGUCAGCAGUUCGGUGCCGGCGCUAGUGGUGUUGGCAACCAAGGAUUCAACACGGCUGGCCUCAGUGGCUUUCACAAUAUAAACCAAGCGGACAGUUCUGGCUUCCACAACGUUGGCGGUGGAUCUGCCUUGAACAAUGGCGGGUACGCUGGCAACGGGUACAACGGAUAUCAAAAUGGCGCCUCACAAUUCGGCAAUGGCUUCGGUGCGGGCUCUCAGUCAGGAAUGUUCAUAUAA
Molecule: messenger RNA, 501 nt
Organism: Zerene cesonia (dogface butterfly)
Lineage: Eukaryota; Metazoa; Arthropoda; Insecta; Lepidoptera; Pieridae
Product: acanthoscurrin-2-like
Exons: 3
Coding region: 1-501 (166 amino acids)
Source: RefSeq, a predicted model, not a curated record